AUGUCGGCGUUAAGUCAACAGGAGGGCAGCAGCCGGAGCCUACCGAACCAAACCCCUUGUUUGAGUUAUUGGCAACGAACGACCCGGGCAUUUCCGCAUCUAUAUGCGAACAAAGAUGCGGAUGUCCCUCCAAAAUCCAAGUAUGUUGUCAUUGGCUCCGGCAUAUCAGGAAGCUUGACUGCUUUCGAGUUGAUACAAGAAGGAGUCAAGGGGCAGGACAUUGUCAUUCUCGAGGCACGGGAAGCAGCAAGCGGAGCAAGCUCGCGCAACGCUGGACAUGUGCGACCAGAUGCAUUCCGAGGCUUUAGUGCAUACUCUAAAGUUCACGGAGAGGAACAAGCUCUAAAGAUUAUACAAGAUGAGCGACUGGUCCUUCAAAGAGUAAAUGAGUUUGUCACCAAGCACAAUGUGCCCUGCGACUUCAAUUUAACUACAACGUUCGAUGUUUGCAUGACCACUGAUUUCGCCGCCUAUGAAAAGGAGAGUCUAGAAUCCUUCAUAAAGGCGGGAGGUGAUGCUUCACAUAUCAAAUUCUACGAAGGCGAAAAGGCCCAACAAAAGACCAGAGUUCCUGGAGCGAUCGCCGCAUAUGAAUGGCCAGCAGGGUCGAGCCACCCAGCAAAGCUCGCACAAUUCCUUCUUCAAACCGUCAUUUCCAAGGGAGCUCAGUUGCACACCCUUUGUCCUGCUACUGAAAUCAAAGCCAGCCCGACUUCCCGAAUGUGGGACGUCCAUACCGCGCGUGGAGUGAUCACAGCAGAGAAGAUCGUUCACUGCACGAAUGCCCACGCGGCCCUCUUACUUCCGCACUUGGAUCCCUAUAUGCGCCCAAAUCGCGCGCAAGCCCAUUCCAUCAUCCCAGUCCCAGAAUUCUCGGGAGGGAAAGCGCUGCAAAACACCUUCUCGCUCCGCUACAGUCUUCAUCACUUCUACUCACUCAUUCAGCGGCAAGCAGAUGGCACAUUCGUGCUUGGUGUAUCCCGAUCAAACCCGACAUUAAGUGCAGAGACCAUUGCUGGUCGUUUGAGCACUGAUGAUACUCGAUACAACGAGGAAAUUGUCCAGGAUGCUCUACGCAGCUUUGGUGAGAUGUUUCCCGAUUAUCUGUCUGAGACUGCCAUGCACGGCGAAGGCUUGGAUCAUGCUUGGACGGGAAUUAUUGCUAUGACUACCGACUCUGUUCCGUUUAUUGGCGCGAUUGAAUCUUUACCGGGACAAUAUAUUUGCGCUGGCUUCAACGGUCAUGGUAUGGCGAGGAUAUUCACCUGUGCCCCGGGAGUCGCUAAGCUUAUUCUUGGAAAACCCUGGGAUGAGACUGGGUUGCCUGAGUGUUUCCAAUUCACCGAAAAGCGACUGUCCCGACUCUCAGGUGGAGAUCUGCCGUCUAUUUGGUAG
Molecule: messenger RNA, 1395 nt
Organism: Penicillium antarcticum
Lineage: Eukaryota; Fungi; Ascomycota; Eurotiomycetes; Eurotiales; Aspergillaceae
Product: NAD(P)/FAD-dependent oxidoreductase
Exons: 3
Coding region: 1-1395 (464 amino acids)
Cellular component (GO): cytoplasm
Molecular function (GO): oxidoreductase activity
Source: RefSeq, a predicted model, not a curated record